Acanthochromis polyacanthus (spiny chromis) is the source of this 2486-nucleotide messenger RNA. RefSeq names its product chromosome 1 C14orf28 homolog (gene dorip1). The record is from RefSeq and is a predicted model, not a curated record. NCBI's taxonomy places the organism in Eukaryota, Metazoa, Chordata, Actinopteri, Pomacentridae. Bases 235 to 1254 code for a protein of 339 amino acids. The transcript is spliced from 5 exons.
GGUUGAGAACCAGCAGAGGGCAGCACUGUAUGUACACACAGCUUGCGUGAACAUCGGCACGAAACAGGAGAGCAGUGUUUAUAAAGGCCCAUCUUAGCGUCAAUUAGAGAGAGUUUGGCUCCCAGUAAAAGUGUCAGUGUGUAGCUAUUCUCUAGAAGGUGCUAGACAACACCAUACGGCUACUUGUUUACCCGGCUUCAAUCCGACGUGAGACAUGAAGAGAUACCGAGGACGAUGGAGAGUAGAUUCUGUGUUUUGAACGACACCGAAGAUCUCCAAACGCGAAUUUUAAACACUGAGAACAGUCUGCACUUCGAAAGGUCUAAGACUCUGUUUGAGGAAAUUCGUGCCUCCAUAAACAACAACGACGAAGAGGACCGCUCCUUCUGGAGGCCUGUGCUCCCAUGGGGUGGCGUCUUUACCAUCAAGGCAGGACGGAAGGCCAUAUCCUGCACGCCUCUGUACGUGAAAAUCCACCUGAAGAACACCUGCACCAUCGAUGGCUUCCUCAUGAUCCUGUAUGUGAUCCUGCGGGACAACCAGGGCUUUCGCAGGGAGCUGUCUGUCUUCCUGGGCAAGCAGUUCGUGGAGUAUUUCCUGUACCUGAUGGACUCCUGUGACUACACCACGGUGAAGAUGCUGUGGAUCUGGGACAGAAUGUCCAAGAGACAAUACCGCUCUGAGAUCCACCAGGCAGCGUUGGAGAUAGACCUGUUUGGCAAUGAGCAUGAAAACUUCACAGAGAACCUGGAGAACCUGAUGUCCACCAUGCAGGAGAGUCUGUGCACCAGCUGGAGCUGUCCGUCCCGCUUCCAGGAUUUCAUCAAGACCACCAUCAGCAUCAGUCCUCCACAUGAGCUGCCUCACAGAGACCCAAUUCAGUCAGCAGUGGAUGAGUUCUUCUCCCCCAAGCUCCUCCUCUGCUCAGAAAUGGGGUGUGAUGGCCUUCGGGAGUUCUCUCAGAGGGUCUUCUGCCACGGACCCCCACCCUUUGUGAUUCUCAACAUGCAGCAGUGGAAGUCAGAAGAGCUGUCCUAUGUCCCCUACCACCUGGCUCUCUGUCAGCACAGGUAUCUACUAGAGGGCGCCACACUCUUCAACAAAGAGGAACAUCACUAUUCUGCAGCCUUCCAGAUAGACGGCUGCUGGAUGCACUACGACGGCCUGAGGAGUGAUAAUCUCAUCCUGUUACACAAGCCUCCAGAGCUCCUGCUGCUGUCCUCUCUGGUCUACAUCCGCGCUUCUGACAAGUGAACUUGUUUCGUCACAGGUGGACAUACAGUACAGAUGAGAUGAGAGUGAAUGCAUUCAUCCUUUCGUUGACCACUGAGUCAUGACCCUCGUUAUUGGCAUUACGUUGCUGUAAACGCAUCAUUAGAAUUUUAAUUCAUUCCCGCCCUGUGUAUGCUUCCGCUGUCAGCUGUUAGACUGAAUGACAAAUGCUUCGUUUCACUUGAGUGCUUGCAGAGAGCUUUCUGUGCAAAAAGAAGAUGACUGACUUCUUUUGGGGUGUGCUUGGAAUCCAAGAAUAUAAUGGACUAUAAUAGUUCUGGGCUGAUAUGCAUAAAUGACAGUGAUCGUAUACAUUAGCAGUUACCUUCUAUGAAACAGGCUCAUAUGGUUUUGCAGUUGGUUGUGCAUUUGAAGCAGCCUUGUGUAAAUGGAUGUUUGGAGUUGACACUGACAGUACAUCACCUUUCAAGCAAAAGUAUACACCGAUCAGCCACAACAUUUGAACCAUCUGCCAGGAUCUCUGUGAUGUCUGGCCCUGGGUGGCAAGUCUUUAGGGUCUUUGCAGGGUAAGGCCUCCAUAGAUAGGGCUUGUUUCUUCUUUUUUGUUCAGCAAAUUGUGAUCUGGCUUGUUUGGAGGCUAAGUAUCAUUACCAUGUGCAGGGGGGAUGAACUUGGUCUGGAACAGUGGUGACAUCCGUGUGAACACCAAGAGGUUUUCCAGCAGACCUUCAAUGUUAUUCACCUGUCAGUGGUUUGUAAUAUUGUGGCUAAUUGGCAUCACUUUACAUUUAUGCAUAUCAGCCCUUUCUUAAAAUGAAACUGGUGCUUUUCCUAUUUACACUGUUGUCUGCGAUAAAGAAGCAACCAAACAAGGUCAAUGUAAAUGGAAGGUUCUUACAUCUUGUUUGUUAAGAUGUUUAAAUUGGCAGGAAAGCAUUUAAUACAAUGAGUCAGUGUUAAUAUAUAAAUUCUCAAAUGAUAUAAAUCUGAAAUUUAGUGGGUUUUCUAACACUAAAAGCAUAAAUAUUACCCGUUUCACUUCCUUGGCACAAAGCAUGUACAUAAUGGUGAAUAAAGGUCAUGCAUUUUAAGCCACCGAAGUCUUUUAUUUUGUAAAAGAAUUACUGUUAAUCACAUGGUGCCUCUGCCAAGGAAAGUUCAUGAAAUUGAAUUGUUGAGUGUUCAUAAUUUUUUAUGGCUGUUUUUCUAUGCAGACACUGUCUUUAAAGUGCAAAUACAGAUAUUUUGGAAUA